CCUCUGCAAGAUGAUUUAUCAAUUCUCCAGCCCUGGGGGGGUGGCGCAUCUCCUUAGGAGGGAGGCUGGCUGGGAAGAUGGGGGCAGGGUCCUGACAAUUCCCAGUGUGGACUCCCAGAGUCUGCGGAUGGAAGUCAGGCAUGAGAAGGCAGCGAGGUCAGGAGGAUUGAGCCACUUCCGCUUCCUGUACCCAGAAUCAGCACGUUAACCUCUCAUUUCCAGAGAAUAUCUCCUUCCCACACGCUGCCCAGCACCAGGAAACCUGAACCCAGAGCACCGCAGUCCCAGCCACUUGCAGCCCCCGGGUGGCCAGGGAUCCCCCCCGAUCGCCACGCCCGCCAGGCCCUGUGCAAAAUGCAGCCCGCGGGCCUCGAGGGUCCCCAUGCGCUCCGGCCUCUGCUGCCUCUUUUGUUCCUGCUCCUGCUGCUGCUCCUACCGCUACCCGUAACCCGCGCCCAGACGGCGCCCAGCACUCCUGGCGCGCCCACCACGAAGGGUGCCCCUGGCACCACCACCACACCAGGUGCCCGUAGCGCCUCAACCACGCCAGGCACUCCCAGCUCCCUGGCCCUGGAAGAGCGCGCACGGGCCCUGAUGCGGGACUUCCCACUUGUGGAUGGCCACAAUGAUCUGCCCCUGGUCCUGAGACGGUUUUCCAAGAAUGGGAUACAGGAAAUUAACCUGCGAAACUUCAGCCAUGGCCAGACCAGCCUGGACAGGCUUAGAGAUGGCUUCGUGGGUGCCCAGUUCUGGUCAGCCUACGUCCCAUGCCAGACGCAGGACCAGGAUGCCCUGCGCCUCACCUUGGAGCAGAUUGACCUCAUCCGCCGCAUGUGUGCCUCCUACUCUGAGCUGGAGCUUGUGACUUCAGUUGAAGCUCUGAACAACACCUGGAAAUUGGCCUGCCUCAUUGGUGUGGAGGGUGGCCACUCACUGGACAGCAGCCUCUCUGUGCUGCGCAGUUUCUAUGUGCUGGGAGUGCGCUACCUGACGCUCACCCACACCUGCAACACACCCUGGGCUGAGAGCUCAGCUAAGGACAUCCACCCCUUCUACAGCAAUGUCAGUGGACUCUCCAGCUUUGGUGAGAAGGUGAUAGCAGAAAUGAACCGCCUGGGCAUGAUGGUAGACUUGUCCCAUGUCUCUGACGCCGUGGCUCGGCGGGCCCUGCAAAUAUCGCAGGCCCCUGUGAUCUUCUCCCACUCAGCUGCCCGGAGCGUGUGUAAGAACGCUCGGAAUGUUCCUGAUGACAUCUUGCAGCUUCUGAAGAAGAAUGGUGGCAUCGUGAUGGUGUCCUUGUCCGUAGGGGUACUGCAGUGCAACCUGUUAGCCAAUGUGUCCACUGUGGCAGAUCACUUUGACCACAUCAAGGAAGUCAUUGGAUCCAAGUUCAUUGGCAUUGGCGGAGAUUAUGGUGGAACCAGCCAGUUCCCCCAGGGACUGGAGGACGUGUCCAAAUACCCAGCGCUGAUAGAGGAGUUGCUGAGGCGGGGCUGGAGAGAGGAAGAACUUCAAGGUGUGCUUCGUGGAAACCUGCUGCGGGUCUUCAGCCGAGUGGAACAGGUACGGGAGGAAAACAAGUGGCAAAGCCCCCUGGAGGACAAGUUCCCAGAGGAGCAGCUGGAGAGUACCUGCCGCUCCAUCCAACCACGUUUGCGUCGGCGACACUAUCUGCUUUCAGACGAGAAACCAGCUGAGGUUCCAACACAUUGGCCACUCACAUUAUCAUCCAAGUUGUCACUCUCAAAAUCCUCCCCCAACAGGGCCUCAGGGCUCAUGAUUGUCGCCACCUUUCCAAUCCUUAUUCUGUGGCUCUAAUGACCCAGUUAGUGCUGCCAAACGCCACUGACAGCCACAGACACCCCCACAGAAUCCCCCCUUUGUGUUGAUAUAAGCAUUUCCUAGAAAAUAAAUAUU
Messenger RNA from Lepus europaeus (European hare), 1917 nucleotides. RefSeq names its product dipeptidase 2-like. The transcript is spliced from 11 exons. Gene Ontology annotation, biological process: proteolysis. Lineage: Eukaryota; Metazoa; Chordata; Mammalia; Lagomorpha; Leporidae. The record is from RefSeq and is a predicted model, not a curated record. Gene Ontology annotation, molecular function: metallodipeptidase activity. Bases 355 to 1818 code for a protein of 487 amino acids.